This is a messenger RNA of Lycium barbarum (goji berry), 696 nucleotides long. RefSeq lists its product as uncharacterized. The transcript has 3 exons. The record is from RefSeq and is a predicted model, not a curated record. Bases 1 to 696 code for a protein of 231 amino acids. NCBI's taxonomy places the organism in Eukaryota, Viridiplantae, Streptophyta, Magnoliopsida, Solanales, Solanaceae.
AUGGUGAAGGAGAAUCAGGAUACUCAGCAGACAUUGGCUCAGCGUGCAAUGAAUAGUUCCUUGCUGACCAAAAAGUUUGAUAAGAAGGAAACUAAGAAGGUUGUUGAUAUCGAUCCAAUUAAUGAAGAGGAAGAGGUGCAGUCUGAUGCACCAAUUAUUGUUGAUGAGGCUCCUAGUGAAGAGAAAGUUGCUGAUAUUCCAAAAAGUUUGAAGGUGGCUGAUGAUAAGAGCAAGCAGCCUAAGAAGGAAGAGGCUAAGUUUGAGAAAUUGUAUAAUCAGCUGAAGAAGUCAUCUCUGAACUUUCCAUUCUUGGAUGCUGUCAAGGAGAUGCCCAGUUUUGCUACGUACUUGAAAGACCUGUUGACCAAGAAGAAUACGGUGCAAUAUGAAAGCAUGAGUUUGACUCACAGUGUGAGUUCCAUUAUUUCAGCAACUACUAUCCAGAAAAAGGGAGAUCUUGGGGCGUUCGCCGUUCCUUAUUCUAUCGGGUACCAUGAUUUUGCUUGUGUUCUAUGUGAUAAUGGGGCGAGUAUAAAUUUGUUGCCACUUUCUAUCUACAAGCAAUCAGGUUUGGGGAUGCCAAGACUGACUACUAUGAGAUUACAGAUGGCUGAUAGAUCUAUUAAGUGGCCGGUUGGCGUGGUUGAUGAUGUUCUUAUGCGGGUUGGUAAAUUUGUGUUACCCGCUGAUUUGUGA